Amoebophrya sp. A25 is the source of this 640-nucleotide messenger RNA. The record is from the annotation of a GenBank genome assembly. Lineage: Eukaryota; Dinophyceae; Syndiniales; Amoebophryaceae.
UUGCCGCCGUCUUCAUGUUCCUAAUGGUUUGGGGUGGAUUCAAACUUUGGACAUCGGGUGACUUCAAUUAUGAUGACUGUUUGGAGGUUACCUAGUACCGCCAAUGGCUAUUAGAACUAGUCGUGUAUGGGACACCAUAAUGACGAAGAACUGAAGAGGAAAGCUUACCAUCCUAGUUUCCAAAAGCAAAAUGAAAAUGUUUGUUAUCGUCUUCUGAAUAAGAGCGGAGCUCUACAGUACUAGCAGCAUACUAGACUGCCGUGGUGCUUACUCCUAUCUGACGCCCAGAAUUCAUAGAAUCACUGUGUUGUAUGCUUUUAGGUUUCUACGGUAGUGGUCAUGAUAAUCUGACUACAGUAGGUGCAGCAAACAUGAUAUAUAAUGCUCUUUUUUUUUAGUCAUGAACGCCCUUUACGAUUACGGUUGCAACAGGAGCAAGCAUGAUUGUCUUUGCACUUUUCAUUAGUCGUCGUUGCAGAAGCAAGUUCCUGCUUACGAGGAUGCUGCCGUAAUAGUGGAGGAAUCCUUUGCGAAUGUCAAGACUUUGCACGCCUGCAACGCUCAAGAGCAGGAGGUCUCGCGGUAUACCUCACACCUCGCAUGUGCACGAAGCGAGCAGCAAAAAUCGGGCAUAAAAAAG